Messenger RNA from Gryllus bimaculatus (two-spotted cricket), 2076 nucleotides. The record is from the annotation of a GenBank genome assembly. Lineage: Eukaryota; Metazoa; Arthropoda; Insecta; Orthoptera; Gryllidae.
AUGCAGCACCAACAGCACACUCUGCUCCAGCAACAUCCGCAAGAUCAAGACGACCUCGAGGGAGCUCACAACCACCACCCAGGCCCGGGAUUCUAUUCGCGCCCGCCUUACUACUACAAUCAUCAUCAGAACCACAACCACCUCGACCACCACAAUGACAAACCGCAGCCCCCGCAUCGCCCGGUCUACGGCUACUUCCGGCCGGUGGGCCCGACGGCUUCCAACAGGCCGGAAGUGCUGUUUGUGAGGCCCGGGGAGGACGGGUACCGCCCUGUGCCCCCCUACCGCCCGCACCAAUACGGCCCCUCGAGACCCGAGUUCGUGAGGCCCACGCAGAGGCCCGAUUACAGCGUCCAGAGGCCCGACUACCACCGGCCCAGCUACGCGGGGACGGCCUCAAGGCCCACGCAACCGCCCGACCGGCCGGCCACCGGAAUAGGAGUCAUAAGACCCAUUCCCAACACUCCCCCGGCGUCCUUACCGCAAUCUACCUCGGGCGACAGUGCCGGAUUCAGAGGCUGUGGUGAGCUGUACACGCGCAGCAACAGAAUUGUCGGUGGGCACAGCUCCAACUUCGGAAGUCACCCGUGGCAGUUGCACACCUUUCGCCGGCCAGAUGAACCAUGUCAUAUUCUGGGGCUUCCGAUAUCUCGUGUUCUAAGCAGCGGCGUCUGUUGCAGAACAAGCAACAGCAACAUGCGCGUGCGGCUGGGCGAGUGGGACGUGCGCGACCAGUCGGAACGGCUCAACCACGAGGAGUUCGGUGUGCAGCGUAAGGAGGUGCACCCGCAGUACAGCCCGCAGGACUUCCGCAACGACGUGGCGCUGGUGCAGCUGGACGGGUCGGUGGCCUUCAAGCCGCACAUCGUGCCGGUGUGCCUGCCGCCCGUGGACGCCAAGCUGGUCGGGCGCACGGCCACCGUCGCCGGCUGGGGCCGCACCCGCCACGGCGUCGCCACCGUGCCCUCCGUGCUGCAGGUGACGCCUACGGCGCUCAGCGAAGGAACGGGAAGUGGACGUGGAGGUGAUUCCGAACGACCGCUGCCAGAGGUGGUUUCGCGCUGCCGGGAGACGUGAAACAAUACACGACGUCUUCCUGUGUGCAGGAUUCAAAGAAGGAGGCCGCGACUCGUGCCAGGGUGACUCCGGCGGCCCCCUCACGAUGCAGCUGGAAGGGCGCCGCACACUCGUGGGGCUCGUGUCCUGGGGCAUCGGCUGCGGAAGGGAGCACCUGCCGGGAGUGUACACCAACGUGCAGAAGUUUGUGCCAUGGAUCACCAAGGUUAUGGGCUAACCCUUCAUAACAGGUUCGCUACACAACAUUCGACUUUUGAGAAAGAAUAAAUGUCCCAAAGGUUUCGUAAGCGUUUGUUUGUUUGUUUUUGCGCCUUCUUUGGUUACUCGUGAUUUGGACACAUUCGAAUGUGCAAUAUUUGUCUAUAUUGCUGUUCUUCUUUGUGGAGUGACGGGUGCUUGUUGGCAACUCAACAUUUAAAUGAAUUUUCGUACAAUUGAAGUGUCGAAACUCUGAGAAAAAAUGUUCUUGAAUUAUAAUUGACAUUUUGCGUGUUAAUAUAGUGAUCCAAAUGUGAACUUAGUGAUUAAAGUAAACAAAACACAUUGUUAAUAAUUAUCUUUCAAAUAACCUUUUGUAAUCUCUUGACAGGUUGAAAGUAAUAAAUGUUCUAUUACUGUUUUACUAAAGCAAAUAGAAUAUAAUUGCAUAAAACUGGAGAUUGAAGGGGACUUAAUGAAAUAUGAAAAGAUAAAAAAAUGUAUUUAUUCAAUGGAUAAUCGUCAAAAUGAGAACUGAAUGUAUUGAAUGCAUGCUUGUUUUCUACAUUGUAUCUGUAAUAAAUUGCAAUGUGCAAGUUCAUUGAAGGUUUUAAUUGAAACAUUCAAUUGCAAGUCAAGAAAUUAGGAAACUUUAUGUGGUUCUAAUGUCAGCAAAAGUAUUUCAGUACGAGAUGUAUCUUCAACAGAUUUAUGUACACGAAUUGUAAGGAAGAGAAGGAACAGCGAAAGUAUUUAUGCAAAACUAUAAUGAAUUACAAUGGUUUAAAGAGAGAGUGAAUU